GAAAAACAACUUGCUGUGAAAACAAGCCGCGUCGCGCAUUUUCAUAAAAUUUCCUCUAAAUUUUACUCAAAUAAAUAAGUUUUAAGCGUGAAAAUGACUGCAAUAGAUAAAAUACAGGUCCUUGACUCGAUUGAAAAAGAACUGAUUCUGUGCUUGCAAAGUGCCGGCCAAGCUCUACUCGAACUGAGCAAAGAGAAAACCAGCCAAAAGGCGACGGAAACGCACACGAACCAGUUCCUGAAAUCGCUCAACAUCGUCGAGUCGAAGCUGUCGGAGCAGAUCAACUACCUGACGCAGGUUUCGACCGGACAACCGCACGAGGGAAGCGGCUACGCCGCGGCCAAGGUGCUCCAGAUGGCGUGGCACCGAAUUCAGCACGUCAAGUCGCGCAUCAAGGAGCUGGAGGAGUGCAAGAUGAAGUACGUGACGGCCACCAACCGGCUGCAGUCCCAGCGGGGCGGUCAGAAUCCGACGUAAAUUAAGCAACGCAUUAUUCUCACUUUUUUUUAAUUAAACAAUUUUAUUGGAGCUCUCAA
Culex pipiens pallens (northern house mosquito) is the source of this 536-nucleotide messenger RNA. RefSeq names its product mediator of RNA polymerase II transcription subunit 11 (gene MED11). The record is from RefSeq and is a predicted model, not a curated record. The transcript has 2 exons. Gene Ontology annotation, biological process: regulation of transcription by RNA polymerase II. Gene Ontology annotation, molecular function: transcription coregulator activity. The coding region runs from base 94 to 477 and encodes 127 amino acids. Gene Ontology annotation, cellular component: mediator complex. Lineage: Eukaryota; Metazoa; Arthropoda; Insecta; Diptera; Culicidae.